Molecule: messenger RNA, 3949 nt
Organism: Fopius arisanus
Lineage: Eukaryota; Metazoa; Arthropoda; Insecta; Hymenoptera; Braconidae
Product: long-chain fatty acid transport protein 4
Exons: 8
Coding region: 183-2132 (649 amino acids)
Biological process (GO): triglyceride homeostasis
Cellular component (GO): endoplasmic reticulum
Molecular function (GO): long-chain fatty acid-CoA ligase activity; long-chain fatty acid transmembrane transporter activity
Source: RefSeq, a predicted model, not a curated record
AUCGUUUUUCGCAAACCUCGUUUCAGUCGUUGUCGGACGGUUUGCUGGGUUGCAUCCCGGACGGGGAAUUCCGAUUCAAGUUUACCGUGUAAUCUGUCCCCGCGACACCUGGCGACCCCGACAUAACGUGUGUAAUAGUCAUUGACAACGGCUUUGCCCUGGUUUUAUUUUAUUGUCAGGAAAUGGACGUCAGAUUCGCCUGCCUCGUGGUGGCAAUAGCCGUACUCAUGGCAGCGGGUAUUGUCGCGAAGAUUGGAUCCUAUACGAGGAUUGCUCAGUUAACAUUCGCUGCUUUGAUCAUACCAUUUUUAUGCCGGUAUCAUCGAAAAUUCUACCUGAUCCUCAGGACACUACCGCGAGACAUCAAAUUUCUGUAUCGUUACGCCAACGCAGACCGAGAAACAAAGCGUUACGUCAGAAACAACACGACUGUAAUGAAAAUUUUCAAAGAACGUACGAAACUCUAUCCCAACAAGCCCUGCUUUAUCUUUGAGGGUCGCAUAUGGACAAAUGCUGACAUCGACGAGUACAGCAACAGAAUAGCUGACGUAUUUCAGAAAGCUGGCUAUAGGAAAGGUGAUGCAGUGGCACUGAUGAUGCCCAAUAAGCCAGAGUUCGUGGCAACUUGGCUAGGUCUCGGUAAACUUGGUGUUAUCACUGCUCUGAUCAAUACCAAUCUCCGACUCCAACUUCUCACCCAUUGUCUGACUAUUGCUAAAGUCAAGGCCGUCAUUUAUGGGAAUGAAGUGGCUUCUGCAAUUGACGAGAUCAGGGGGUCGAUCCAGGAUCUUGAGUGGUACAAACAGGGGGCCGGAGUGAAUGACGUCCAGGAGGAGAUACGAAAUCUAGAUAAACUCCUGUCAGAGGCGAGCAAGGAGUAUCCAGUAGUGGAGGAGGAGCCAGGAUACAGAGACCAUCUCCUCUACAUAUACACGAGUGGUACCACUGGUCUACCGAAGGCAGUUCUCAUGCCAAAUUCUAGGUACCUCCUGGUGACAAUGGCAACAUACCACAUGCUGGGAUUGCGGUCGGAGAGUGACAUAAUGUACAAUCCAAUACCACUGUACCACAUGGCUGGGGGGAUGGUGGGUACUGGAUGUGCACUAGUCAAAGGAAUACCAAGUGUUCUCCGUACUAAAUUCUCGGUAUCGGCAUACUGGACAGAUUGUAUCAAGUACAAUUGCACAUUGGCAGAGUACAUCGGGGAAAUGUGCAGAUAUUUGUUGUCAGCACCACCGAGACCGGAGGACACCCAGCAUUCAGUGAGAUUAAUGGUUGGUAAUGGAAUGAGACCGCAAAUAUGGCAGAAGUUUGUGGAUCGUUUCAAGAUUGAACAAGUUACCGAGGUCUACGGCUCGAGCGAGGGAAAUGCCAAUAUUGUUAAUGUUGACAAUCAAGUUGGUGCUGUGGGAUUUGUACCAUCGAUUCUACCAAAGUCACUUCAUCCGGUUGCUAUCAUUCGCGUGAAUCCAGAGACUUGCGAACCAGUCAGAGGACCCGAUGGACUUUGCAUACGGGCAGAAAUAAACGAACCUGGCAUGUUCAUUGGGCUGAUCAAGCAGGGCAAUGCCUCGAGGGAGUUCAACGGAUACCUGGACAAGGAGGCAUCCGCGAAAAAAGUGAUAGAGAACGUGUUCAAAAAGGGAGACCGGGCAUUUCUCUCGGGUGAUAUAUUGGUGCAGGACGAAUUGGGGUAUUUUUACUUUAAAGACAGAACUGGUGAUACGUUUAGGUGGAAAGGUGAAAAUGUGGCAACUGCUGAGGUCGAGGGGGUUGUGAGUAAUGUGGCUGGACACAGAGACACUACAGUCUAUGGAGUUCAAGUACCAGGGAUGGAGGGACGUGCAGGAAUGGCCGCUAUUGUAGACCCCGAGUGUCUUUUGGACUUUAAAGCCCUGGCCGAGGGCCUGGAUCGUGCACUUCCCUCGUACGCUCGUCCUAUAUUCCUCCGAAUCGUCAAAGAACUCGAAAUGACGAGUACAUUCAAGCUCAAGAAAAUAAAUCUCCAGAAAGAGGGCUUUGAUCCCAAUAAAAUUCAGGAUAAAGUAUAUUUCCGCUCUGGCAAUAAAGAGUACGUCGAAGUGACGCCUGAAUUGUAUCAAGAGAUAAUCUCAGGCUCUGCGAAAAUAUAAAGUGCAACUGGCACUCGAUUAGAAAAAGAAUUCUUCGGUGUGAGAAUUUGAAAAACCAAAAACAGAAAUGGACGUUGUUCGAGGGGUGGAUUUGGUGAUAUUCCUGUUGUAGUUUCAUUUUCCAAUACGUAUAAUUUAAUCCGCUAAGCUCGCGGUAAGAAGUUGAGGGUGAAAAUUAGUGACAAUUAAAUCCACGAAAUGUGAAUUGAUCUUCAGUUUUGUGCACUUGUGAUCAUUUCAGUUAAUGAAUUAACAAAGAGUGAAGAUUUUUUGUUCGAUUGAGAGCACAAUUAGGCGAAUCAUAAUGUUUAAUUUUUUAGGUGGAAAAUUCGUUUGAAUAUAAAAUUUAAUCCUAGUCAAAUUGUUUGCAAGUCGAGAGAACUUUGAUGUGAGACUGAAGUAUCUCCUUACCGCAUAAUUUGUCAAGAAAUCUGGACCAAAACGGCGUUAUGUAUUUUUUUUUUACGACUUCUAUAUAUCUGCUGAUUGAAGGGUUUAGCGUGCUCAUUUUACCUUGAACAAUUUUUUCAAUUCAAUUCCCGUAAACUUGCGAAAAAUUAACAGGUGAUAGCCCUUAGUUAUCCAUUGAUAAAGCACAUUUGCUGAUUCUCAUUGUCUUGGUGUUGAGAAAAUAAAUGAAUUGAAGGAAAAAAGAGGAAAUAAAUUUUCAUGUCCACAACCUGCCACACGGGCCAGAUUAAAAUGUGCCAUUCGUUUCUGAGAAAUGUAUAUAGAAUAUUGUACGUAAUACAAUAAAUUAAUUAUUUGUCUACUAAAGAGGAAAACUGAUGAAAACUGACGUGUAAAAAAAUCGAUAUUAUCUGUACAGGCAUUCCCAACUUGGGCAAUCAUUUCGACACGAGGAGAAAACAUGAAUAAUUUCGUGCAUGAUACUAAGUCAAUUUAACGUGACAGAAGGUACUUAGUGGCAAUUGUAUUUCAACUGCUCAAGAGUCUUUAUAUAUAAAUCCUAUACUAUGUAAACACCUCACUAUUUAGAAAAGAUGAAAAACUUUAGGACAGCUUAAUUUUAAAUCGUCAAACCAGUCAUUUUUACGAGGCGCGAGGAAAAUCAGUGGUAAACGUUUGAUGAGAUCUCAAUUAUCUCGGUAAUCAGGAAUUUUAGGACUAAUCGUCAAAAGACAAUGUUUGUUGACAAUUUAAUUGCCUGCAAAAAAGUUCCUAUGAUGUUCACCCUAAAACUUCUCAUUUUCAAGAUAACCGUUGAAUUCAGUAACCAAGUGGUAAAGUGACACAGGUCGAAUUUUAGUUUUGGUAAAAAUCAAUUAAUCUCAAAAACUAAUGACUUUAGAAGGAAAUAUCAAGAGGCCCUUUUGUUGAAAAAGUAAUUAACAACAAAAAAGCUCUCCAGCGUUUCCACCUCGACUUGAUAGUUAUCGAUAAAUCGAUACUUAACAAAGAUGUAAAAUUCAAUAAGUUAUAUUUUACCGCUUCGUUAUUCCAUCGAGCAUUUCAAAAAACCUUUCAACAAUAAAUAGUCCAAAUUCUUGACAAGGUCACCGAAUAAAAUUGAGAAUAAACUAUUCCGAUGGCAUGUGCCUUGUCAUCUGUCGUGUAAUCAACGACACCAACCAUUGUCCCAAUAUUUUUUGGGUAAAAUCGAAAUUCAAGAGCACGAUGACAGUUUCAUCCUAGGAAAAGAAAUGCUUCGGGUGCGAAAGAGUGAUAUCUCUGGGCUUUAGUUUCAAAAUAAAAACCCCAGUUUUGUGUGUGCGUGUGUGCAAGGAUACCAAAACUGUUGUGGAUGAUUUGUUUAUGAAUUUUGUUGGAUGUAAAUAAAGACAGAUCGAGACAGA